Molecule: messenger RNA, 333 nt
Organism: Wallemia ichthyophaga EXF-994
Lineage: Eukaryota; Fungi; Basidiomycota; Wallemiomycetes; Wallemiales; Wallemiaceae
Exons: 3
Coding region: 1-333 (110 amino acids)
Source: RefSeq, a predicted model, not a curated record
AUGGAAAACAAGGAGAACCCGCAAGUAGAGCAAUUACACCACCCAGAAUCAGCUGCCGUUGUCGAUGACCAGAAUGAGGAUAAAGGCGCUGGCCAAAGAGCUUUGCUUGCGCAGAAGUUGAAGCAAACCUCAAACUCAUUUGUGUCUCCAACAGACAACUUGAUGACUCCAGUUACAGCUAAAUUGGCUAAUCAUAAGAAAAAGAACUUUUCAAAAGCUAAACCUGUACAGCUCACAGACAGAUUCCAGUCCACUGUACCUACAGAAUCGCCACAAGCUGUCAAAAGACACGACAAUCCAUUUGACGAAACUCCAAGUGGAAACUCCAACUGA